AUGGCACGACGUAGGUACAGGCUGUUUAUGGUCUGUGCCGUCGUCAUUCUCUUCCUCCUCUACAGAGUCUCGCAAAACACAUGGGAAGACCCUGCGCAGCAUGCAGGUCUUUACCGUCCUCCCACCUCGAAAUCGCCUGCCACGGGAGUAGAGAGCCCGCCGAAACCACCUCCGAAGCCUGCGCCCGAGCCCGAGAACAUACCUGAAUCAAAACCGAAGCCUCAGCCCGAGGCCGAGGCCAAGCCCAAGCCCGAAUCGAAGCCGGAGCAUGCUGCUGGUCAGAGCAAGCAGAACAAGCAGAACAAGCCCGAUGACGAAGAUGAUGGGCUGGGCGUCAAAAUUCCAAAGCUAAAAGAGCUGGACGACUCGAAGCCAGCGGCCAAUGGCGAAGCGCCUGGCCAUGCAGGUUCAAAGACUGCAACUGACAAGUUGAACCCCACCGACGAAGAUGAAGUGAUUGAGGAUAUUCACCAGAAGAAUCCGCCAAAGAACAACCCUGGAAAGCCAGUAGACACUCGAAUCCAUUGGAGGCCGGUUCCCGAGCACUUCCCUGUGAAUUCCAUCAUAAGCCUCCCCACUGGGAAGCCGCAAAAGGUCCCUCGAGUGCAGCACGAGUUUGGCGUCGAGUCACCAGAAGCCAAAUCCAGACGAGUCACUAGACAAGAGCGCGUUGCAAAAGAGAUUGAGCGGGCGUGGUCGGGCUACAAGAAGUUUGCUUGGAUGCACGACGAGCUAUCGCCCGUCUCUGCCAAGCAUCGUGACCCCUUUUGCGGCUGGGCUGCUACGUUGGUUGAUUCCCUGGACACCCUAUGGAUUGCGGGUCUCAAAGAAGAGUUCGACGAGGCCGCAAAGGCCGUAGAGAAUAUCGACUUCACCACUACACCUCGCAACAAUAUUCCAGUUUUUGAAACGACCAUUCGAUAUCUAGGCGGUUUGCUCGGCGCCUUCGAUGUCAGCGGCGGCCAUGAUGGUGGCUAUAUUAUCCUUCUAAACAAGGCUGUUGAGCUUGCUGAGAUCCUCAUGGGUAUAUUCGACACUCCGAACCGAAUGCCAAUCUUAUACUACCAAUGGCAGCCAGAAUAUGCCUCCCAGCCUCACCGCGCAGGCUCUGUCGGCAUUGCGGAGCUUGGAACGCUCUCCAUGGAAUUUACGCGCCUAGCCCAGCUUACCAGCAACUACAAAUACUACGAUGCUGUGGAUCGCAUUACCGAUGCCCUGGUUGAGCUCCAAAAGCAAGGCACCUCCAUUCCGGGCCUGUUUCCCGAGAAUCUAGAUGCCUCUGGGUGCAACCAUACCGCAACUGCCAUCCGCAGCUCACUUAGUGAGGCAGCGCAGAAGCAGAUGGAUGAAGACCUCUCCAAGCCAGAUAACUUCAUUCCUGGAAAGGCCCCGAAGAGCGAAUCCCAGAACGUCGAGAAACCCCCCAGUCAGAAGCAAAGUGCAGACGGCAGCGAGUUUAUAGUUGGAAAGCUCAGUGCUGAUGAAGCAAUUGCAAAAUUGCAAGCUGCUGAUGAGGCCAGGGCAAAGGCUUUGGACGAGGCUGCGAUCAAGCCUGCAGGAAAAUCUGACAGCUUUGUUGUUGGGAAAAUCGGUAGUGAGGACCCAAGGGACGAUCAGACACCAGCUGCGAAAACGGAUGCCUCAGAUAAGGGAUUUGUUGUCGGCAAGAUAGGGGCGGAAGAUCCAAGAGACGAUCAGACGCUCACCGCGAAAACGGAUGUUUCAGACAAGGGAUUUGUUGUCGGCAAGAUCGGAGCAGAGGAUCCAAGAGACGAUCAGACACAAGCUGUGAAAACGGAUGCCUCAGACAAGGGAUUUGUGGUCGGUAAGAUUGGAGCAGAGGAUCCAAGAGACGAUCAGACACAAACUGUGAAAACAGAUACUUCAGAUAAAGGAUUCGUUGUCGGCAACAUCGGAGCGGAAGAUCCAAGAGACGACCAGAAGAUUCCAGACGCAUCUGGGACAAAAUCUUCAGAAUUUCUAGUCGGCAAAAUAGGCACUGAAAAUCCUGAAUAUGCGAAGCAAGGGCCCCGCGAAGAUGAUAAAACGGAAACUCGUCCGCUAGAUUCUCUCCGUCGCCGAGACACCAUUCCUAGUGAAAAUACAUCCGUGGAGAAGCCCCAAGUGCCAUCCCAACGGACAGCAAAACGAGGAAAGCCACCAUUUGCGGCCGAUGGCUUCACAGCUAACUGGGACUGUGUUCCUCAAGGUUUGGAAGUAGGUGGAUACGGGUUCCAGCAAUACCACAUGGGAGGCGGUCAAGACUCAGCUUAUGAGUAUUUCCCGAAGGAGUAUCUACUUCUCGGCGGUCUGGAGUCCAAGUACCAGAAGCUGUACGAGGACACUGUCGAGGCAAUCAACGAGUGGCUCCUCUACAGGCCCAUGACAGACGGCGAUUGGGAUAUUCUAUUCCCCGCCAAGGUCCAAACAGGUGGAAACCCUUCUGAAGACCUAGUCGCAACAUUUGAGGUUACGCACCUCACUUGUUUUAUCGGUGGCAUGUACGGCCUGGGUGGCAAGAUCUUUGGCCGCGAAAAGGACCUUGAGAUAGCCAAGAAGUUGACGGACGGCUGUGUCUGGGCAUAUCAAUCGACCGUCUCCGGUAUCAUGCCGGAAGGUUCCCAAGUUUUGCCUUGUCCGUCGCUGGAGAAGUGCGCUUUCAACGAAACCCUCUGGUGGGAGAAGCUGGAUCCUGCAAAGGACUGGAGAGACAAGCAGGUGGCUGAGUGGGAAGAGAAGAAGGUGGCGUUCGACAAGCAACAGGGAAGCAAGGACCCCAGAGAAACUAGCGACAAGGAUAAAGAGGCUGCUGGCGAGGCCCUGAAGGAAACUGCCCAAGACCAUAGCGACUCUGCUGGUAACUCCAAGGCUAUUCACAAGAGGGCAGCAGUUCCGCCGCCAAAGUCAAGGGCAGACGAAGAUGUUGGUUCAGAGCUGCCGCAGUCUCUCAAGGAUAAGAUCGGUCUCAAGGGUGACGAGCAGAAAAAGCCAGCAAAGAGCAGCGUCGGUAUCCAACGAGAGCCUGGUGACCCAAUCGACUCAGUAUUGGAAGCCCACCGUCUCCCUCCUCAGGAGCCGGAAGAACAGCAAAUCAUCCUUCCCGAGAAACCCGAGACACACGAGGAGUUUGUAAAGAAACAUAUUGCCGACUACGGUCUCGCUCCUGGUGUCGUCCACAUCACUUCGAGACAAUAUAUCCUCAGACCCGAAGCCAUUGAAUCCGUGUGGUACAUGUAUCGCAUCACAGGUGAUCCCAUCUGGAUGGAGAAGGGCUGGAAGAUGUUCGAGGCCACCAUCAGCGCCACCCGUACAGAAAUAGCCAACAGCGCCGUCGAUGAUGUCAACAGCCAAGAACCCGGGCUCAAGGACGAAAUGGAGAGCUUCUGGCUCGCUGAGACGCUCAAGUACUACUACUUACUGUUCUCGGAGCCAAACGUCAUCAGCUUGGACGAGUGGGUGCUCAAUACCGAGGCUCAUCCUUUCAAGAGGCCCGGUGGUAGCGUGAUUGGACACAGUAUAUAA
This is a messenger RNA of Trichoderma harzianum CBS 226.95, 3522 nucleotides long. Its product is annotated as glycoside hydrolase family 47 protein. Gene Ontology annotation, biological process: N-glycan processing; carbohydrate metabolic process. Gene Ontology annotation, molecular function: calcium ion binding; mannosyl-oligosaccharide 1,2-alpha-mannosidase activity. The record is from RefSeq and is a predicted model, not a curated record. Gene Ontology annotation, cellular component: endoplasmic reticulum; Golgi membrane. Bases 1 to 3522 code for a protein of 1173 amino acids. The transcript is spliced from 2 exons. Lineage: Eukaryota; Fungi; Ascomycota; Sordariomycetes; Hypocreales; Hypocreaceae.